CUACAAAUGGAAAAUCACGAUCUCCAUUAUUUGUUGAGCAUGGAUUAUUAUUAUAUAUUGUUUAAUCACUGAUCGCCGGAUCGAUCGAGUAUACUUAUAUAUCGACACACGAGUACCUUGCGAGCGAUAGGAACGCUCCCGAAAAUUCGGAAUCGACGAGAGACAUAUCUGAGAGUUCUCUAUUACUCGAGAGACACACGCACGAUAUUUUGAGGAGCGCCUGACACUUGGCAGACCUCGCGUGUCGCCGAAAGUUCGACUGAAAUUUUAAAAUCUGGUCAAGAUCAAGAAUUCUUCAGUCAGUUCACGAGCACACUGUCGCACACACACACACACACAUCCGAGCAUCCGAUAGUAGAAGAAGAAUCGAGGGAAUUGCGCAAUCCAGUUGAAGCUUUAGGACUCGCACGUCCGAGUGUCUGAGAAUCGCGCUGGACCCGAGGACAUCAAGAAUUCAACAUCUGUAGAAAGGACAUCCGUGAGAGAUUCAAGUCUCUCUCUCUCUUUCUCUCUUUCUAAUGACUGACGGAGACGACGAUCGAGCGACGCAACGUAUUGUUAGGGAUCGGAAAUAAAAAUAUCUUGCAGGCUGCAGAGGGACGCGCGCGCUCACGUUGAUACGAAUGUAAACAGUCGUAGCAGUCGUGACGAAGCGUGUACCGGCGGUGUACAAUGUAAUUAUCGCCUGAUUCGCGUCGGCAAGCUCAGCAAAUAUGAAUCUCGAGGUGGAGUUGAUCGCUGGGGUGAUUAAGGGCGGCCCACCCCCGGCGCACCUACCAGCACCGAGGCUCAUCAAAAUAUUCAUCGCCGGCGAGAGGAACGACUUUCCGGAAGAGCGCAAACAGCUGCUAGAGGUGGUCGGUCCGGAAUUGCAAUCGAUCUACGAUGACAUAGGAAUCGAGGUGCUCCUGGUGGACAUGCAAUAUGGUACCAGCGACGACCCGGACGCCAACCCACGUCUCGCGGAGUUUUUUCUGGAGGAGAUCAGCGCAUCCCAUCGACAUUCCAGGGGAUGCUUUCUUUUGCUGUUGGCAGGAACAGAAUACACCGCAGGAUGGGUACCUACGGAGCUGAAGAAGACCACCUUCCAAGCUCUUCACGCGCAUUGUGUCAUUCUCGAGGAUUAUUACGAGCACAAUGGGCAGUCCUACGUUCUGAAAGCAAACAGCGUGGAAACAGCUCAGUGCGAGUGGCAAAAGAAUCAAGAGCCGGAGCUGCGUCAAGGACUGAAAACCGCCGCGGAGGCGGCGAUCCAGGAGCAACCGGAUAAUCAAGAACUGAGGUACAUACUGAGGAGCACAGCGGAACGGCAGCUGGAAUACGGCCUAAAUCUGGAUCAGCAGGGUUUGGGAAUAAUGGCCGUGAUCCGCGAGUGGACGGGCGACGAUGCGCCGACGUGUGCACCGAAGGCUGACGAACUCAAGACUCGUGUCGAAACGGUCCUACCUCACGAGAACGUGUUACAUUUACCCGUGGAAUACUGCAACGGUGGUAUCGACGCUGACUACAACAGCCACGACAAUUACCUCGGCAAAUUCCGCCAGCUCAUACUGGAUAGGCUCCAGCAGCUGGUGAACAUGUCCGUAGAGGUCGACCCGGAGAUCAAAAGCCGCAAGAAGAUGGUUCAGGAGGUUUACGCCGAGAGUAUGGCGCAUUUCACGCUCCUCCGACAAUUACCAUUGGCCGACGAGAGCGACGAGACUGUGGAGCUGGUGAAGCAACUUAUCCUUGCAGGCAAGGAGCAUAAGCACGGACCCAUCCUGAUCUACGGGCCCAAGUCGUCCGGCAAGUCAUCCAUCCUCGCGCGUAUCUACCAGGAUUCACCCAGCUGGUUCGCAACGCCGACGCUCCGCGUCGUCCGACUGUGCGCCUCGACGCCACGUUCCGCCUAUAGUUUGGAGCUCCUUCGCAUCCUUUGCCAGCACGUCGGUUUUCUCGCCGGUGACAAUGACGGCAAUCUGCCGCGCGACGCCUCCUUCGAUCCGCUCUAUCUCAACAAUUGGUUCAGCCUCAUUAUGCGCCGCGUCGAGGAGCAUCCUCUGCCGGAUCAGCUAGUCAUUCUGUUCGAUGAUCUCCACCGUUUCCAUCCGCUCGAGUGCGACAUCGUCGCCGCGCUGUCAUGGUUGCCGCUCACGCUUCCCGCGGGCGUCCACUUCGUCGCGACUACUGCAUUACCGCCCGAGGGGAUGCGUCUGACACCGCUUCAGAAAGAUCGUCUGCGCGCCGCCGACGUCCUCGUCGACCUCACCGGGCGCACGUGCAUGUCAUCGCGUAUCGACACGACCCUGGAACAUCUGGAGAGUCUAAUCGGGCUCGACGCGGCUACGCGGAUCGCUUCGGUUCUCGCUUGCACUGAAUACGGCCUGUCGGAGACGGAGAUACUCGAGCUGAUCAUGCCGACCGGCGGAGAAGGGCCGUUACUCUUGCAGGAGAGUCAAUUCAACUUUGCGACCUGGUGCCUGGUCAGAAGAACGUUCGCGCCGUGGCUCAGGGUACGAGUGAUGAGCGGCCGAUUGCUGUUCUCCUGGCGCGGCCAAUGCCGCGAGAUCGCUCUGAGGAAGUAUCUCUCGAAUCAAGAUAUUUCCCGCGGUUACUACGCCGAAUUGGCCAGCCUCUUCUUCUCCGAGGACGCUGACGACAGCUCGGACAAAUCUGCCGGCAAUCCAGCGGCCUCCUCGCCACCCGCCAAGGAAACACCGUUUCAAAGCGCGCCGCGAAGCCAAGAUGUCACAUACACACUGCGACACGUCGAAGAAGCGUGGUUGCAUCUCCUGCGCGCCUCCGACGUCGACAAACUGAAGAAACUGGCCGUCUGCGCGUUCGACUUCCUCCUCGCGGCCGUUCAAAUGAUCUCCGUCAGCUACCUCCGUUGUGUUCUCGAACACGCGAGGCGGUAUCUUCUAGAGCGCGACCUGGAGCUUGUGUAUUAUGCCGUGAGGAAGUCCAGCGACGUUCUCACCAGGGAUCCUCUUCAGCUUGCGGCGCAGCUCAUCUGUUGGUUGAGACCGGUCGCCGAGGACGGCGGUGACCUCGUUAGUAGAAUGGUCAUGGCGGCUAUGGCUUGGUGCGACGGUUACACCGCGCCUCUGCUUGUGCCCUUGAACGGGUGGCUGCAGCCGCCUCUGCCGUUGCAGAUCCGAGCGCUUACAUGUCCUCAAGGGGUCAAGCUGAUUGAAGCGGCACCAUCCGGCCAGCACGUCGUCGUCGUGCCGCCGCAGGGUGAUGCUCAGUUGUGGCACGUCAUGUCUGGUCAGCUCGUCCAUACGUUUAAAGGACACUCCAGUCCCAUCUCAUGUUUAGCCGUCACCCAUCAGUCUCAGUAUUUGCUAACCGGCUCUGAAGACACUUCCAUCAUCGUAUGGGACAUGAAAGAACUCGUCAUGAAACGCCGGAUUUGUGAACACAUCGCGCCUGUCCUCACUUUAACCACGGCUCUCAACAACUCGGUCAUCGUGAGCGGUGGCGAGGAUUCCAGAAUCAUCGCUACCAGCUUGCUCACCGGCGAGGUGCUGAUGAAGGUCGAUCAUCAUCGUGGCCCUGUCACUACCAUUCGCGUUAAUUCAGCCGGGGAAGUCUUGGUUUCCGGGUCGGCCGACAGCACGGUGUGUCUGUGGUCUUUGGAAAGUUUCACCCUUCUCAACAGCAUUGUUCUUCCAUCUCCGGUAGCCAUGCUGGAUGUGUCCGCAGACUCGGUUUUCCUUCUAGCUGCUUGCGAGAAUCAGAAGCUCUAUUUGAGAUCUUUGGCGACGGGCACGGAGAUACACACGCUCAGAGGACAUCAAGGUCCGGUUAAGAGCCUCUGUUUGGCAAAGGAUUGCAGAAGAGCCAUUGCGGGAGGCAUCGAGGGCAGAGUAUCCGUGUUUGAUAUGCACAGUGGGAGAUUGAUCAAAACCUUACCCGCUAAUCCAUCAACGAGCGUCACUUCGGUCAAAGUGACUGAGAAAGACGACUUUCUCAUAACCGGCGGAGGAGGUCGUGUGACAUACUGGAGCUUCCGUGGCGAGGAACCACCGCCGAAACCGCAAAAACCUGGCAAACAAGACACUCUACAACCGCACACUGCGCCGAUAUCCUGCUUGGACAUCUCCAGGGACGGUGUCAUGGCUGUCACCGGCGGCGUCGACUCUCUGGUUAACCUCUGGCAGCUCAACACUCACGAGUUGUUGUCUACCUUGGAGGGACAUAUCGCUAGCGUCACGUGCAUUGCGUUUUCCGCGUCGGGACUCUUCGUAGCGUCUGGAUCUGAAGACAAGACAGUACGUGUAUGGGGCUUAACGCUGGGCCUCGUUGUGGCCACUUUCAGACACCAAGCGCCGAUAACUGCUGUCACUGCUAUGCUAGACGGCAGGAGAGUAGUCAGUUCGGAUCGGGCUGGGACCAUUAGAGUCUGGGCGGCAGAUAGUGGCACACUGAUACAAUCUGUUUGCGGACCCGGGCGAUGCUUCGCUGUCGCGUCUGACAUGAGAUACGCGGUGUGCGGAUCCGACGAUAACCAGGUGCGCAUAAUCAGCUUGGGCGUCGGUCCCGAAGAGAAGCAUCAGGUGUCGCAUUCGCAGGACAUCACGUGUCUGGUAGCGACGCCGGAUUCCCAAUAUCUGAUCACCGGUUCGCGCGACAUGAGCCUGAAGGUGUGGCAGUUGGCUGGCGGCAAGCUCUCCCAGGUCUUAGUCGGCCAUACCGAUCAUGUGACUUGCGUGGCGGUCGCGGUGCUCGACAAGUCUAUAGUGGUGUCCGGCUCUCGAGACGCUAACUUGAUCGUCUGGGACAUCAACACCGGCGCUGACUUGCACACUCUCACAGGUCACCUGGGUUACGUGACCUGCGUGCGAAUCUCGGGCGAUGGCACUCUAGCCGCUUCCGGCAGCGAGGACAAGAGUCUCAUUGUCUGGGAUACCAAGAAGGGCACUUCGCUCAGUUCCAUCAUGCUACACGUGCCGGUACUGGGUGUCGAGAUAUCCACCGAUUGUUCGAGAAUGGCGGUGCACUUGUUGGAACACAAGUGCAUGCCUAUUCUCUGUCUACACAAUACACCCGCGCAGUAUGUCAAACUACCGCCGUACGUGGCGCCGCGAGAUCUCAGGCCCCCGGGGCCGAAGCGGCCUGCCAGGCGGUUGUUGAAAAAGGAAGUGUCUUUGGAUACUUACACCUGGCAGCGGAAAUACGGGCAUCUUACGUCAGGCAUUAUAGUCUCAAGCGUCGAGGAGCGCCUGAAGCGUCGCUUCAGCGUGAGCGCAUCGAUGGAAGAAAUCAGUAAAGCGGACUUGAGUGGCUCACAAUCCGGGCUCGGACCCGAGCAAGCCGCUUUGGCGCAAUCCCAGCACUUUGACCAAUUAGAGGCGCUUUGGAACAAGCAAUCUCCGCCGCCAAGACCACGGGGCCUAGCACGAACAUUGACGAAACAAAGCUCGCUUCAAGCUACUCGGAUAUCGGAUUCUGAAGAGGAUGUACCGGAUUAAAUGGCAGAAUACUUUCCAUCGCCGAUUCUCGGCUGAUCGUCAAGUAUAUUUAAGCUACAAAAUGUCCUUCCAUGUCAUUCGAUGCAAUAAAUAAAGAUAUAUCAGAGGUAUUAGACUAGCAACAACA
Molecule: messenger RNA, 5583 nt
Organism: Harpegnathos saltator (Jerdon's jumping ant)
Lineage: Eukaryota; Metazoa; Arthropoda; Insecta; Hymenoptera; Formicidae
Product: NACHT domain- and WD repeat-containing protein 1
Exons: 15
Coding region: 714-5456 (1580 amino acids)
Molecular function (GO): ATP hydrolysis activity; protein binding
Source: RefSeq, a predicted model, not a curated record